Fraxinus pennsylvanica is the source of this 627-nucleotide messenger RNA. The record is from the annotation of a GenBank genome assembly. NCBI's taxonomy places the organism in Eukaryota, Viridiplantae, Streptophyta, Magnoliopsida, Lamiales, Oleaceae.
AUGGCUCACCAGGAAGAAGGGUGGCCUUUAGGGCUGCAACCACUAAAUGUGAGAGUUGGGCUGGUGAGGAAUCGUGAUUUCAAUGGCUCUAUUUCUUUCAACACUUUAGUCACUGGUUCCCCCACUUCUUCCACUGAUUCUUCUUCUGAUCUUGAUACUCAGUCCACUGGUUCUUUCUUCCGCGACAAGAGUAUCACUCUCGGGAACCUCAUUGGUAUUUCGAGCAUUCUAGAGCUCUCGAGAAGAUCAACGAGGGGAAGAAUACCCGAACCACUAAGAAACAGGAAGAGUUACAAAUCCAAGACAUGGUUUUUCUCACUAUGCUCCAAGCUAAGCACUGAUGCUGUGAGCAUUAACAACACCUCAUCUCUCGGUCACUUUCUUGAAGCAGAAAGGAGAGCUGCUAGCAAUUACAGAGGAAACCCAAGCCCGGGUGCUUAUGGUCUGGAUGAUUUUGCUCAUGUUCCAGACCCGAAUUCAUUAUUUGUUGAAGGCCAUGUUGCUCCACCUCAGUCAAGUUCUUGGCUGGACUCAUCAAAUGGUGAAAGAAACUUCAACAGAGACUUAUUCCAGGAAGGCAAUGGUGAUGGAUCUCCAAUUCUUUUCUCAUGUUUGUGUGGACAUUGA